This is a messenger RNA of Colletotrichum karsti, 477 nucleotides long. RefSeq lists its product as uncharacterized. NCBI's taxonomy places the organism in Eukaryota, Fungi, Ascomycota, Sordariomycetes, Glomerellales, Glomerellaceae. The record is from RefSeq and is a predicted model, not a curated record. The transcript has 3 exons. The coding region runs from base 1 to 477 and encodes 158 amino acids.
AUGAAGCUGAUCACCCUCAUCGCCGUCUCCACCUCAGUGGUCUCUGCUCUCGAAUGGCUCCCCGUCGUUCCGCUUCACGCGCGACAGUUGACCAGUGGCCCCAAAUAUGACUGCCACGCCGACUGCGGCUAUGCGAUCCUCGACGCCAAGCAGGGGAACUACUGCACGAACGAGACGUGGACUGGAUUUCUACAAGACUGCCUCGAGUGCGCCGAGCAGUACGAUAUCUGGCAGUACUACGGCGACGGCGUGACGGAGGCCGCUGAGGGAUGUAACCUUGACGCCACGCCUGUUUCUGCUUCCAACAGCACGAGCAAUGCGACUGCCACGACCGGAACGAGUGCAACGGGAUCUACAACUUCACCAACUGCUACCGGGACUGCCGCUUCGACCGAUGAGUCGAGUGCCGCAAAUUUGAACAGACCGGCAAUCGUUGUGUUUUCAGCUGCCAUACUUGUGGCUGCUCAUCUUCUGUGA